AUCGCUGGACCUCGCACCGCGCUGCCACUCGCCACCGUUCUGCUGGCGGCGAUGGUCGGCCAUCUUCUCGCCGCACCAACGGCCACCGACGACUCCUGUGAUUGUGUCUGCGGUGUCGGAGGGCGCACGAAUCGGAUCGUCGGCGGCACGGAAACGGUAGCGCACCAGUUCCCCUGGCUGGCCGGGCUGUUCCGGCAGGGCAAGCUGUACUGCGGAGCAUCCGUCGUUUCGCGCAACUUCCUCGUCACGGCGGCCCACUGCGUCAACUCGUUCGAGCCGAGCGAGAUCAGGGUGUACCUCGGGGGUCACAACAUUGCCAAAGACUACACGGAGCUGCGCCGGGUGAAGCGCAUCAUCGAUCACGAGCUGUUCGACAUCUUCACGUUCAACAACGAUAUCGCGCUGCUGGAACUGGACAAACCGCUGCGCUUCGGCCCAACGAUACAGCCGGCCUGUCUCCCGGAUGGCAGUGUAGCGGAUUUCACCGGCUCGCUCGGUGUGGUGGCCGGCUGGGGACGGAUCGAGGAGAAGCGCCCGCCAUCGAAGACACUCCGGGCGGUCGAAGUGCCCAUCUGGUCGCAGGAUCAGUGCCUGGAGGCGGGCUACGGCAGCAAGAAGAUCUCCGCCAACAUGAUGUGCGCCGGAUACCACGACGGGCAGAAGGACGCGUGCCAGGGUGACAGCGGUGGCCCAAUGCACAAGAUGGGCCCUCUCGGCAGCAUGGAGGUGAUCGGGGUGGUUUCGUGGGGUCGCGGCUGCGCCCGGCCCAACCUGCCCGGCAUCUACACGCGCAUCGUCAACUACCUGCCCUGGAUACACCAGAAGCUCGCCGGCGAGUGCCUCUGCCCGCCGAAGGACAUUCGGCCGCAGGAUAGUGCAAUGCAACCGAGACGGAUGGGUGGGGGGCGGUGUGUGACAGUGUCCUUGCUGGCCGCGCUCUGCUGGCUGGCCGUGUCCGGUAGCGGAGCUGAGUCGAUCGGCCGACGAUGGAACGAGACCGAGCUGAUCCUUCCGAGCCGAUCCCGUAGCGGGCGGUUCCUGUUCGACACACUGUUCGGGCUGAAUACGGCAGCCUUCUCGUUGGACGAUGACGACGAUCUGACCAGCAAUCAGGUGAAAAGCUGUGAUUGCGAGUGUGGGGCCGCCAAUCAGGAGAUUAGGAUCGUCGGGGGGCGCCCCACCGGCGUCAACCAGUACCCGUGGCUGGCGAGGCUCGUGUACGACGGUCAGUUUCACUGCGGUGCUUCGCUGCUGACGCGGGACUACGUCUUGACGGCGGCCCACUGUGUUCGCAGGUUGAAACGGAACAAAAUCCGCGUGAUUUUGGGCGACUACGAUCAGUUCGUGGCGUCGGAGACACCGGCGAUCAUGCGCGCGGUCACGGCCAUCAUCCGGCACCGGAGCUUCGAUCAGAACUCGUACAAUCACGAUAUCGCGCUGCUCAAGCUGCGGAAACCGGUGGACUUUACGAAAACCAUCCGGCCGGUGUGUCUGCCGAAGGAACGCAGCGAACCGGCCGGUCAGCUCGGGACGGUGGUGGGCUGGGGCCGAACGUCCGAGGGAGGCACACUGCCCGCCCUGGUGCAGCACGUGGACGUGCCGAUCUUGACGUUGGACCAGUGCCGGAGCAUGAAGUAUCGCGCUUCCCGUAUAACCUCCAACAUGCUGUGUGCCGGCAAGGGCAAGCAGGACUCGUGCCAGGGGGAUUCGGGCGGACCGCUGCUGGUGCGGAGCGGGGACAAGCACGAGAUCGUCGGGAUCGUUUCGUGGGGCGUCGGGUGCGGCCGGGCCGGCUACCCGGGAGUCUACACGCGGGUCGCUCGCUAUCUUCCCUGGCUGCGCGCCAAUCUGGACGAUACCUGUCUCUGCUCCAAGUGA
Messenger RNA from Anopheles bellator, 1878 nucleotides. Its product is annotated as transmembrane protease serine 9-like. The transcript is spliced from 8 exons. Gene Ontology annotation, molecular function: serine-type endopeptidase activity. Gene Ontology annotation, biological process: proteolysis. Lineage: Eukaryota; Metazoa; Arthropoda; Insecta; Diptera; Culicidae. Bases 52 to 1878 code for a protein of 608 amino acids. The record is from RefSeq and is a predicted model, not a curated record.